Menidia menidia (Atlantic silverside) is the source of this 1531-nucleotide messenger RNA. The record is from the annotation of a GenBank genome assembly. Lineage: Eukaryota; Metazoa; Chordata; Actinopteri; Atheriniformes; Atherinopsidae.
GUCGUCAUCAGCUAUGGGCCGACUGCUUAUGAUUGCUCCUGUUCUCUUGGUUCAUUCAAUUUGGUUUUGUUCUCACAAAAACCAGCAAACACUUGUCCUAAAUAGUUUCUGCUGGAUCAAUUGUCUGCCAUUUCCACGUUAUAAAAUUAGACUAAACUCUUCUACUAGUUCCUACGACCUGCUGAUUACAAAUGUCACUGAUUCUGAUGAAUGCGUUUACUACUGUGGAACUACUAAGAAGAAAGAGGGUAAAAACAGAAAGCUUACACCAAGAGACAGGCAGCUCCAUGUCAUCAUGGAUGGACUUCACAUCACUGUGGUGAUUCUUCUGGGAUUUUCUUCCAGUAGCUAUGGUCAAACUUUUGUGUCAGAAAAGGAGGUGACAGCAAACCCUGGAGACAAUGUAACCCUUCACUGUGAUUGCAAAUUGUCAACAGGUGUACUCACAGUGUGGUUCAGGAACUGUUCCCAUGAGAACCAGCCAACCUUUGUUCUUGGAUAUGAUGAAAUAAAUUUUGAUUAUUUAUUUCCCUCUCGAUUUGACUUUGUAAAGAACUUUUCCUCCAACUCUUAUGACCUGCUGAUCACCAAUGUGUCUCAUUCUGAUGAAGGCAUUUACUACUGUGGAAAUCAUCAAAUUAAAGUGGAGCAGAAAGAAAAGAUUACUGGGAAAAAUACUUACACAUUCAGCAACAAGACAACGAGACUCACCAUCAAGCCCAGUCGGCUUCAUGUCGACGUAAAUAAGACGCAGCAGCACUGUGAUGUGGACCACCGCGAUGUGGACUGGAAACUCCUCUUCUUUCCGUGCCUGUCUGUGGCUUUUGUUUCUUCUCUCCUCUCCUCUCUUCUGAAAUCUUCUUCUAGUUCCUACGACCUGUUGAUUACAAAUGUCACUGAUUCUGAUAAAAGCUACUACUACUGUAGAACUAAUAAGAAGAAAGAGGGAAAAAAUGGAAAGAGAGACAGGUACAGCAACGUCACAACAAGGCUCACAAUCAGAGUUUUUUCCAGCAGUUAUGGUCAGACUUUUGUGUCAGAAAAGGAGGUGACAGCAAACCCUGGAGACAAUGUAACCCUUCACUGUGAUUGUAAAUUGUCAACAGGUGUACUCACAGUGUGGUUCAGGAACUGUUCCCAUGAGAACCAGCCAACAUUUGUUCUUAAAAAAUUUUUUCAUUCUUUCAAGGACCAUUUCUUUCCCUCUCGAUUUGACUUUGUAAAGAACCUUUCCUCUAACUCUUAUGACCUGCUGAUCACAAAUGUCUCUCAUUCUGAUGAAGGCAUUUACUACUGUGGAAAUUAUCAAAUGAAAGUGGAGCUAAAAGAAAAGAUUACUGGGAAAUAUACUUACACAUUCAGCAACAAGACAACGAGACUCACCAUCAGUAAGAUCCGAUCCAAACUGGACUCUGCAGGAUUGCAGCCUCUGCUGGACGUUACUCUUGUCUUUGUGUCCAGCUGUUUCUGUCGUCUCGGCGCUCCUCUCUCUUUUAGUUUGCCGGCUUUGCCAGGAAACAGGUACCUGUUU